Molecule: messenger RNA, 864 nt
Organism: Brugia malayi
Lineage: Eukaryota; Metazoa; Nematoda; Chromadorea; Rhabditida; Onchocercidae
Exons: 6
Coding region: 1-864 (287 amino acids)
Biological process (GO): chromatin remodeling; regulation of DNA-templated transcription
Cellular component (GO): nucleus
Molecular function (GO): ATP-dependent H2AZ histone chaperone activity
Source: RefSeq, a predicted model, not a curated record
AUGGAACAUAUGGAAGUUAGUGGUAAUGCAGAUGACAGUGACAAUGAUGAUGAAAGUGAAGCUAGCAGUAGUGGAGAAGAAAGUGUUGAACUUAUGGUUACCACUCGUGAGAAACGUGCAAACGCUGGUAAUAAGAUGGCACAGUUGUUGGAAUCCGCCGAGCUAGAAGAUGAAUUUUACAGGAACACCUAUGGUGGUAGAUUUCUUGAGGAUGAUGUUGAUGAUGCAUUCGAAUCACCAGUGGAAUCGGAUCAUGAUGAAGUAGAUUCUGACUUCGAUCAUCCUGAAGAGGAAGACGAACCAAUUAGCGAUGCGGAAGAAGAAUCCAAACGACGGAAACGAAAAACUGGUUAUAAAGAACCGAAACUGGGUGGUAGUGCCUCGAAGAGAGCUUUGUUAGAGAAAAACAAAAAAUGGGUCAUGGCACGAAUGGGUUGCCUUACUGCAGUCGCCAAUACUGUCAGUCCUGAAACUCAGGCACAAUAUUUGGAAGAAGCCAAGGAAACAGAACGGAAAAAUGUUGCAUCGUUAAAGAAAUAUGAACAGUUCGAGCUGGAAAAGAAAAAGAAACGUGAAAAAACAAAUGUUAUUAGGAAAUUGAAACCACCUUACAUUAGUACUAUGGAUGGCCCAAAUGGCAAAUGGAUGAUUGUUCCAGAGAUCAAAAAAUUUACAAAACCAGAAAGAGUGGUAAAACUGCUUUGUUGUGUAACAUCACGUCCCGCAAAGUAUCGCGACCCAUUAACUGGUUUACCAUUUGCAACUCCUGAAGCAUUUAAGCUUAUUCGAGAAAAGUAUGCAGAAUAUUUGAGAAGUAUGCCUAAUCAUCCGGCAGUGAUGGCGUGGCUUUCCAAAAAAAGUUGA